GACAUAUUUAUGUACUAACUUUAUUAUCUGGGUUAUUCUAAAUUAUUUUUUAGGGGGAAGAUGUGGAUCUUCAUUUGUUUCUACCAGAUUGUCACCCUAGUAAAUAUUCAUUAUUUAUGUUGGUAAAGAAUUGCCAUACAAAUAAGAUGAUUCAUGAUGCUGCUAUUCCUGCUGAGUGUCAGAGUGGCCAGAAAACAGUUAAGCCCAGAUGGCGCAACAUUACUCAGGAAAAGGCUGGAUGGGUUGAAUGCUGGACUGUCCCAAGCGUCAUGCUUACAAUUGAUUAUGCAUGGCAUCCAAUUUAUCCACAAAAAGCAGAUGAACAGCUAAAACAAUCAUUGUCAGAAAUGGAAGAAACAAUGCUAUCUGUAUUAAGGCCAGGCCAGAAAACAUCAGACAGAGUUGUUUCUUCUCCCUGUACUUCUUCACGUCCUCCUGUUGAUCCCUCAGAACUUCCACCUGAUAAACUUCAUGUAGAAAUGGAACUUUCCCCAGACUCUCAGAUAACUCUCUAUGGACCUCUGUUAAAUGCAUUUUUAUGUAUAAAGGAAAACUACUUUGGGGAAGAUGACAUGUAUAUGGAUUUUGAAGAGGUUAUUUCAAGCCCCGUUCUGUCACUGUCAACAUCAUCCAGUUCUGGUUGGACUGCUGUUGGAAUGGAAAAUGACAAAAAGGAAAAUGAAAGUUCAGCGAAGUCAGUUCAUCCACUUGCCUUGCGUCCUUGGGAUAUUACUGUACUUGUUAAUUUGUACAAAGUUCAUGGACGUCUUCCCGUUCAUGGAACUGCUGAUGGUCCUGAGUGCCCUACAGCUUUCUUGGAAAGAGUAUGUUUUGAAAUGAAAAAAGGAUUCGGGGAGACCAUGCUGCAACUUGUCCUGUCACCCCUGAGUGUGUUUGUCAGUGACAGCUAUCAGCAGCGACCCCCUGUGGAUGAUGUGCUCAGGGAAGGUCACAUCAAUUUGUCAGGUCUCCAGCUGAGAGCACAUGCUAUGUUCUCAACAGAAGGUCUUCCUUUAGGAAGUGAUUCUUUAGAAUAUGCAUGGCUGAUUGAUGUGCAGGCUGGAAGCCUUACAGCUAAGGUCACUGCACCACAGCUGUCAUGUCUCCUGGAGUGGGGGCAAACAUUUGUUUUUCAUGUAGUAUGUCGGGAGUAUGAACUGGAAAGACCAAAAUCAGUAAUAGUAUGUCAGCAUGGAAUCGAUCGUCGGUUUUGUGAAUCAAAGUUGAGUUGUAUUCCUGGGCCAUGUCCAACUUCAGAUGAUUUAAAAUAUACUAUGACUCGUUUAGCUGUAGAUGGAGCUGAUAUUUAUAUUGUGGAGCAUGGUUGUGCUACAAAUAUGAAGAUGGGUGCAAUCCGGAUUGCAAACUGUAAUCUCCACAAUCAAUCCGUUGGAGAAGGAAUAAGUGCUGCAAUUCAGGAUUUUCAAGUGAGGCAGUACAUUGAACAAUUAAAUAAUUGCAAACUUGGACUUCAGCCUGCAGUGCUAAGGAGGGCCUGUUGGCUUGAAGCUGGUUCAGCCAAUUUAGGACUUAUUACUGUUGAUAUUGCGUUAGCUGCUGAUCAUCAUUUUAAACAUGAGGCCCAGAGGCAUUUCUUGGAAACUCAUGAUGGCAGAACUAAGAGAGUGUUUACUGUUACUUUAAAACUGGAUUUAUUAAAUACCAAAAAAACUCCACGUAAAAACUCCUAGACACCAUAAACAGCUUUAACAAAGUAACAGGAUAC
Molecule: messenger RNA, 1726 nt
Organism: Castor canadensis (American beaver)
Lineage: Eukaryota; Metazoa; Chordata; Mammalia; Rodentia; Castoridae
Source: RefSeq, a predicted model, not a curated record